GUGAAAGUAAAGUGUGAAACUCCACCGUCCUUUUCCCCCGUUAUUUCUGGAAAAGACGUCGUGUUACAUUCUGUUCGUUGAUAAAUUAGCCUUUGGACUGUUUUGGUUUAUUUUUCUAAACUCCUAAUAGUUUUAUUCACCAGUUACAAACAGCUUUACCUUGGAGUCAGACUUGUUUUGUAGUGAAAUGAAGACCUUUCCGACCUCGGCGGUCUGGUGUUUAGGGAUUCUGUUCAUCAGUGUUUCAUUGAUAACGACAGGGUCGUCUGAGGUUCAGGUUGUUGGACCGGCUGACCCAGUCAUUGCCUUAGCUGGUGAUGACAUCAUUAUACCAUGUUCCCUGAAACCCAAUGUCAGUGCUGAGGAGAUGACAGUGAAAUGGACAAGAUUGAACCCGAAAGCAGAAAACGUCCAUCUUUACCGUGACCGUCGAGACUCCAAUGAGGACCAGUCUCCAUCCUACAGCGGAAGGACAUCAAUGUUUAAUGAAGAACUGAAGAACGGCAACGUCUCCUUAAAGCUGACCAGAGUUACUCUCUCUGAUGCUGGAAGCUACAGGUGCUUCAUUCAAACACUGACCAGCCAGGUGAAGGAAACCACCGUUCAACUCCUUGUUGGUGCUGAAUCCCAGCCAGUGAUCUCUAUUGUUGAAACAGAUGGAUAUUAUGACGACAUUAAUAUAUAUGAUGACGACAUUGAUCUAUUUAACCUCCUUGGUCUAUUUAACCUCAUUGUUCCAACUCCCAUUCCAUCUCCAGCAGUCCCAGUGUUGUCCAUGUCUCUACCCAGGCUGCUGUGUAGUCUACUGGUGGGGUCUCCCUACCUGCUGGUGACCAUCAUACUGCUGGUGAAAUACUGCAGGAGCAGGGCUCAAGGUGAAACCAGGGUACCCAGGAAGACCCACCAAGACCAAUUAGGUGAUCAUGUUGAAGAAGAGUGAGGCUGAGAUCACCUGAUCACCAUAACAACCAUCAGAAUGGAACUCAUGGAAUUCUAAUAUAGAACUGUGAGUCACAAUGCUGUAUGUUGUUACAUUGUAGCUCCACCUGCUGGAACAAUAGUGGCAUUUGAUCAAAUGUGAUCUAUUAACUGAUACAUGUAUUAUUCUGAUUGGAAUGUGUUUUAAUAUAAUGUGUGUUGUAUUAUUCAUUCAGCAGCUGUCCUUUAACAUCAGUCAUAUACUGGUCAUAUACUGUAUAGCAUUAUGGUUGAUACAUUGUAAAUGCCUUCACUUUUCAUGUCUAUACAGAUAAACUGAUAGGUGUUGUGGUUCAGGCAUUAUUGUUACAGGUUCAGUAUAAUGUUAAACCGUUAUAUGUUACAGAAAUAGAAAACAUACAGGAGAGGAGAAUUCAAUUACUAUCAUUAUUUACUUUAUUUUCCCAUUUUGGUCUCUAUAGUUGUUCAUCAUUAUUUGAUUUAAACAUGAAACUAAUGUGGUCCUUUUGUUUUAUUCUGGUUUUGUGCAAAACCAUAAUUUUACUGUUAAUCUUCCUGGUAAGAUAUUGCUUUUGUCUUUGUAGCAUAUAGAAUGAAAUAAAUGAUUUUC
Molecule: messenger RNA, 1549 nt
Organism: Salmo salar (Atlantic salmon)
Lineage: Eukaryota; Metazoa; Chordata; Actinopteri; Salmoniformes; Salmonidae
Source: RefSeq, a predicted model, not a curated record